AUGUCUCUUCCCAACGCCAAACCAGUCAUCUUGACCCAAAGCCUGAUUCUCCACCCACCGCUCUCACACCGAGGGCACGGACCGGGUCUCAUUAUUAUUCAAACAAACACAAUCCCCGGUGAGCAGAACGAAAGGACAACGCUCGACCCUGACCCAUUGCAAAAGUGGGCAGAAGAGAGCUAUACCGUCGUCCAAGUAACGGUUUCCUCGGACAGUCGCACAGUCACAGGGGAUCUCCACCGAGCCAUCAAUGCCCUUCGUGAACACGGAGAUUGUGAUCAGAAGACAGGAUACGGGGUCAUCGUAUAUCCCCUGCCGUAUGUUAAUGAGAUUGUUGCGGAAAUUGACAACUGCGAUGAAAUUGGGGCUGUUGUGGUGUAUGGGACUCUCACACAUGCACCGAAGAAACCUUUCAUCUGCCACGUACCUGAGCGAGGCUUGAAGUCAACUCACGAGCAUGGAAUUAUCUACCACUAUGGAAACGUUCCAUCGGCCUCCUUUAUCGUCCCAUCGCACAGGGAUUUCAGCGCGGCCCCAGCCGCUAUCGCACAUACACGAUGUCUGACCUUCUUGAAGAAACGGCUUGACGGACCGUGGUUUGAUCUUGAGGAGAUAUGGGAUGAACAUACCGGAUUCGAGUUUGAAGAACGCUCGGUCGAGAGCACGAUGAGCACCAUGGUUCAAGAGCCAUAUGUGAAUCAUAUUCCAACCAUGACGGGCGGCAUCGGCAGGCAGAAGCUGACGGACUUCUAUGCAAAUCAUUUCAUCUUCAACAACCCAGACGAUACGACUUUGGAGCUCGUCAGUCGCACAGUCGGAAUUGAUCGGGUUGUGGACGAGUUUGUUAUGUGUUUCACCCAUGACAAGCCGGUCGAUUGGCUCAUCCCCGGAAUCCCCCCUACCGGGAAAGCUCUCCGAAUCCCAUUCAUUGCCGUGGUCAACAUUCGGGGAGACAGGCUGUACCACGAACAUAUUACGUGGGAUCAACUGACAGUGCUAUUUCAGCUUGGCUUGAUGCCGGACUAUCUGCCAAUACCUUACGAACUUCCCCACGGUCCAUAUCCGCAGCCCUUCACGAACCUCGAGUAUCGCGUUCCGGGCGCAGGGUCCGAAACAGCAGACAAGAUGAUCGAUGAGAGUAGCGUGACUUCCAAUGAAAUGUUUGCUUAUGCUGUCCGGGAAACAACACGAUGA
Molecule: messenger RNA, 1194 nt
Organism: Aspergillus uvarum CBS 121591
Lineage: Eukaryota; Fungi; Ascomycota; Eurotiomycetes; Eurotiales; Aspergillaceae
Product: dienelactone hydrolase
Exons: 3
Coding region: 1-1194 (397 amino acids)
Biological process (GO): polyketide metabolic process
Source: RefSeq, a predicted model, not a curated record